GAUCAUGAGCAACAGGUCAGAAAUCCCCUCACCACAGGUUGCUCUUUCCCACACUCACCUGAGGCCUGUGGCUCCUCAUUUUAUUAGGGAGAGACAUUAUCCUUCGUCUGGGCCAGUGCUGAACUAGGCAUGAGACUGGACGACCCCAACCAAGUCAGCACUCUGAAAUACCUUCACGAGAACGUGGGAGUUCAACCCGCCACAUGCAUCUCACAUGGGGGCAAGUGGGAGCGCAUGAUCGGCGUAGCCCGCAGGAUCCUCGACUCCAUGGUCCUGCAAAGAAAGCAAAAUGACCUGACUCACGAAGUGCUGUGCACCUUGAUGGCAGAGGUGUGUGCCAUAAUGAACGCAAGGCCAUUAGUUCCAGUCUCCUCUGACCCCUCGUCACCAGUGCUGCUGACUCCUGCUAUGCUGUUUACUCAAAAGCCAGGGGUGUCUGCUCCAGCCGGCACUUUCACUGAAAAGGACUUGUUCAAGUGUCAGUGUAGACAGGCGCAGGCCCUGGCAAAUGACUUCUGGACGCGAUGGAGAAAGGAAUACCCCCACACUCUUCAGCCAAGGCGCAAAUGGCGCACAGCAACACGAGAUCUGCAGCCCGGGGCCGAUGGGUUGUUGAAAGAGAGUCAGUCAGACAGUCCCCCCCGCAAUGAGUGGCCUAUGGGUCUGGUCACUGCCGCCUUUCCAAGCAGUGACGAAAAUGUCAGAAAGGUUGAAAUAAAGACUGCAUCACAAGACAAAGUAAAGACAUUCUUCAGGCCCAUUACUGAGGUCAACUGCCUAAGGAAGAUCAAGCGAGGACUGUUGAAUCUUUAGUGGCAUUAAAUGCCAGACUGGGAGUGUUCUGCCCAUAAUGUGUUUUGUGUGUUAGGUAACUUUAAUGGACUGUUUGAUAUGUGUGUCAACAUCAAAUUUUAUAAGUAAGCACUUUUCUACUUUUUCUUUUCAUUCGUAGUUUCACUCCAUUUCAAUGUUGUCAGCUUGACUGCUAAGUCAAUAAAGGAGCAAGAAGGCUAAUUUUCCUGGCUCUUGGAAAGGAACGCUGUGAACGCUAGGAAGCACAACAC
Messenger RNA from Clupea harengus (Atlantic herring), 1064 nucleotides. RefSeq lists its product as uncharacterized. The transcript has a single exon. NCBI's taxonomy places the organism in Eukaryota, Metazoa, Chordata, Actinopteri, Clupeiformes, Clupeidae. Bases 130 to 813 code for a protein of 227 amino acids. The record is from RefSeq and is a predicted model, not a curated record.